Messenger RNA from Onthophagus taurus, 858 nucleotides. NCBI's taxonomy places the organism in Eukaryota, Metazoa, Arthropoda, Insecta, Coleoptera, Scarabaeidae. The record is from RefSeq and is a predicted model, not a curated record.
AUGGGUUGUCUUCAUAAAUCUCUUCUUUUGCAAACAGAGGUACGUUGGCUAUCCAGAGGGCAAGUUUUGACAAGAUUAGUGGAAUUACGCAAUGAAGUCACAGUUUACUUGAUAGGAAAAAAUCAAUAUCUUGAAUCUUUACUGAACAACGAAUUUAUUCUCAAGCUAACAUACUUGGCGGAUAUUUUCUCAAUGUUAUACGAACUUAAUUUGUAUUUGCAAGGAUCAGAGGGAUACGACAUUUUUGCAGUUCACCAUAAAAUUCGAGCGUUCAUGAAAAAGCUUGUCUUGUGGAAGAGAUGCAUUGAGGAAGGCAAAUAUGAUUGUUUAGAAACGUUUCAAAAAUGUAUCAUAGAGAGCGAAAUACAGCCUGAUAUUAAUUUAGUGUCUGCCAUUUCCAUUCAUUUAAUGGAGUUGAAAAAUAACUUUGACGUCUAUUUUGGGGAAGAGAUGAAGAAGUUCGAUACAAUGAGCUGGAUUUGUUAUCCGUUUCAAGACAACUUGCAAACUGGAUUGUCACUAAAAGCAAGUGAAGAACUUAUUGACUUAUCAGAAGAUACAUCGCUAAAAACCACCUUUAAUCGUAAGCAAUUAACGAAAUUUUGGCUUUCACUUGCUGAUACCCAUCCUUGCUUAUUUGAUGAAGCCAUGAAAGGUCUUGUUCCUUUCACUACCUCCUAUUUAUGUGAAGUAGGAUUUUCAGCUAUGGUUCACAUUAAAACCAAGUGCCGAAAUAAAUUGGACGUGACAAACUCAUUGCGAUUAAAAGUAACUAAAAUCGAAAUCGACGCUAAAGCGGAAAUGGCAAGAAAUGACAUCAUACUCACUGAAUUAUCACAUCUUAUAUUUAGUAAAUAA